Molecule: messenger RNA, 618 nt
Organism: Loxodonta africana (African savanna elephant)
Lineage: Eukaryota; Metazoa; Chordata; Mammalia; Proboscidea; Elephantidae
Product: olfactory receptor 4S2-like
Exons: 1
Coding region: 1-618 (205 amino acids)
Biological process (GO): G protein-coupled receptor signaling pathway
Cellular component (GO): plasma membrane
Molecular function (GO): olfactory receptor activity
Source: RefSeq, a predicted model, not a curated record
AUGCUGACAGUGUGUGUGGGCACCGUUUUUAAGCCUCCUAUAUAUUUCUUUCUCAACUAUGUGUCUUUUGUGAACAUCUAUCACUCCUCGGUUAUAGCUCCCAAGAUGAUUGUUAACCUAUUAGCCAAAAGUAAAACCAUCUCCUGUGUGGGGUGCAUGUUGCAACUCUUUGGUGUACAGUUCUUUGGUUGCACUAAGAUCUUCAUCAUUACCAUAAUGGCCUAUGAUUGUUAUGUGGCCAUCGAUAAACCCCUACAUUACAUGACCAUCAUGGACCAGGACAGAUGCAAUAAAAUGUUGCUGGGGACCUUGUUGGGUGAGUUCUUACAUUCCUUUAUCCAGGUGGCUUUGGUGGUCCAGCUACCCUUUUGUGGAUCCACUGAGAUUGAUCACUCCUUUUGUGAUGUCCACCCUGUGCUGAAACUGCCCUGCACAGACACUUAUGUUCUUGUUGUUGUUGGGAAGCUUUGUUAUCUUGCUAAUCUCCUACACUGUCAUCCUGGUAUCCCUGAGAAAGCAGUCAGCAGAAGGCAGGCACAAAGCUCUCUCCACUUGUGGCUCCCACGUUGCCGUGGCCAUCAUCUUUGGCCCGUGUACUUUCACGUACAUGCACCCUGA